AGAAGAAGAAGAAGCUUGUUGGUUGUGAUCAGGAAGGAAAUUUCACGUGCCUUCGCCAACAAAUAACGGCUGUAAUAUUUGGUUUUCUAGUUUGCAAGCUAGCUAGGUGGCUAGCUGCCAGUGGAAUAGUUGCUCUUUGGCGAUCUUCCCACGGAGCGCAAGAACGAAAGGUGUUUUUGCAAGAUGUUACACUGAAACACCUUUACCAGUCAAGGGCUGUAACCACCAUUGUCCCGGUUUUCUGGUCAGGAUGUCCUUUCUUCCAGCGCUGUUUAAGUAUGUGGACGAACACGAGGAGGUCUACAUUGAGCGACUGGCCCGGUGGGUGGCUGUGCAGAGUGUCUCUGCCUGGCCAGAGAAGCGCGGAGAGGUCAAGAGGAUGAUGGAAGUGGCUGCAAAGGAUCUGGAGAAACUGGGGGCAACUGUGGAACUGGCAGACAUCGGCAAGCAGAAGCUUCCCAGCGGAAAAGAGAUCCUUCUUCCCCCAAUUGUUCUCGGCCAGCUGGGCUCUGACCCAGGCAAGAAAACUGUGUGCAUCUAUGGUCAUUUGGAUGUUCAACCCGCCAAUAUAGAUGAUGGAUGGGACACAGAGCCCUUCACCCUGGUAGAGAAGGAUGGGAAGUUAUAUGGGCGGGGUUCCACUGAUGACAAGGGCCCGGUGUUGGCAUGGUUUAACUGCAUCGAGGCCUACCAGAAGAUAAGUCAGGAACUUCCAAUCAAUAUCAAGUUCUGCUUCGAAGGUAUGGAGGAGUCUGGAUCAGAGGGGCUAGAUGACCUGGUGUUUGCCCGAAAAGACUCCUUCUUCAAGGAUGUUGAUUAUGUCUGUAUCUCUGACAACUACUGGCUGGGCAAGACCAAGCCCUGCAUCACAUAUGGCCUGAGGGGAAUCUGUUACUUCUUCAUCGAGAUGGAGUGCAGUGACAAAGACCUCCACUCUGGGGUGUUUGGGGGUUCUGUGCAUGAAGCCAUGACUGACCUUAUAGUCUUAAUGGGUUCACUGGUGGAUAAGAAGGGUAGAAUCCUCGUCCCAGGAAUAUAUGAUGCUGUUGCCCCUCUGACGGAGGAGGAGAAGACGCUGUAUGAAAAGAUCGACUUUGACAUGGAUGAGUACUGCCGCGAGCUUGGGGCCUGCAAGCUGCUCCACGACACUAAGGAGCAGAUUCUUAUGCAUCGCUGGAGGUUCCCCUCUCUGUCUCUCCAUGGUAUUGAGGGGGCCUUCUCUGAUGGAGGGGCCAAGACAGUCAUCCCCCGCAAGGUCAUUGGCAAGUUCUCCAUCCGUGUGGUGCCUGAUAUGGACCCAAAGACAGUGGAGAAGUUGGUUAUCAGCCAUCUGCAGAAGAAGUUUGCUGAGCUGGAGAGCCCGAAUAAGCUGAAAGUUUACAUGGGCCACGGAGCAAAGGCCUGGGUGUCUGACUUCAACCACCCCCACUACAUGGCUGGCAGGAAGGCCAUGAAGACCGUGUUUGGGGUAGAACCAGACCUGACGCGUGAAGGCGGGAGCAUUCCUGUGACGCUCACCUUCCAGGAGGCCACCGGACGCAAUGUGAUGCUGCUGCCCAUGGGCUCAGGUGAUGACGGCGCACACUCUCAGAACGAGAAGCUCAACAGGACCAACUACAUCCAAGGAAUAAAGAUGCUGGGUGCUUACUUCCAUGAAGUUUCCCAGCUGGAGUAAGGGACCCCACCCCAGUCCUGGCUUUCGGCAGGCUACUGAUGAAGUCCAGGACAAAAGGAGACGACUGUUCUUUUCCAAGAUUUUUUAAAAUGUCAGAUUAAUUGAGCUGUACUAUGAUGUGGUAAAAUUAACUUUAAAAAGCAUCUGGGUCCUGUCUUGGUGGUAGAGCAUCAUGUAAUGUAAUGUUCCAGUUUUUGAGGUAAUGAGUGUUCAGUGCCAAUGGAUAACUAAUGAGAUUACCUCUCUGACUCUGGAACAUUUUCACCUUAGCCAUGCUGUGUGUAUGAUGUAAAAAGCACUUAUGCAGCACCACUGGGGAUAGGAUUUUUCCUUUAUUUCAGCAGGGCCUUUUCUUAUAAAGGGAUUUCAGUCCUUUCAGAAAGAAUGUAUGUUGUCUUUAAAUUAUGUCUGAAACCUUAAUUGCACAAAAUCCCCUUUAAAUCUGUUUGGGCUCCAUCUUUUCAGGGGCACUGUGAACUGACCAGUUUUUGUCAGAUAAAAUACCAUGUCUGCCUAAAUGGAUCUUUGCUCUUGUGUUCUGCAGUGUUCUCCAUUUCCACUGUGAAUCAGAUACAAAACUGCCUAGAAUCAUUAAAAAGUGCAACAGAAUGCAGCUGUCACUCUAUGAUACUUAAUAUUACAGCAUUUGUGGAUAUUUAUGCUACCUUUCUCAUUGGGCUUUCAAAUCAUUGUGGCUUGUCUGAAGGGGAAAACAUGACUGGAGUGCAGUUUUCAAAUAAGUUGAACACUGCAGCAUAUUGGAACCGUGGUAGCAUGUAGAAUGGUCUCAAAGGUCAUUCUCCCGUUAAUGCAGAAUAGAGAUUUCCAUUACACUCACAGGUACCUGUGUAAUGAUUUCCCAAUACUUUGAUCAGAUUAAUGGCUGUCUUCUGGGAAAGCUGUGCACUUUGAGAUGCCAGCCUAGAGAAACAAAGUACUGGAAGAUGGCAGAGGUGAAAA
Messenger RNA from Megalops cyprinoides (Indo-Pacific tarpon), 2635 nucleotides. Its product is annotated as cytosolic non-specific dipeptidase-like. The transcript has 13 exons. Gene Ontology annotation, molecular function: metallodipeptidase activity. Gene Ontology annotation, biological process: proteolysis. The record is from RefSeq and is a predicted model, not a curated record. Gene Ontology annotation, cellular component: cytosol. NCBI's taxonomy places the organism in Eukaryota, Metazoa, Chordata, Actinopteri, Elopiformes, Megalopidae. The coding region runs from base 251 to 1675 and encodes 474 amino acids.